UAAAACUCGGCCACGUCGAUGGCGUCGCGAAACAAGUCGUCUCGCUCUCAGGAAGGACAGAAGCAAGUUUUGGCCGAGCUUCUCAGAGACCCCGGCAACAAGAUAUGCGCCGACUGCCACGCGAAAGGACCGCGCUGGGCGUCGUGGAACCUUGGAGUGUUUGUCUGUAUACGUUGCGCUGGAAUCCAUCGAAAUCUUGGCGUCCAUAUCAGCAGAGUGAAGUCGGUCAACCUCGACACGUGGACUGACGAGCAGAUUGAGAGCAUUUCGUCUCUGGGAAAUAGCAAGGUCAAUUCUAAAUACGAGUCUGGUCUUCCAAGUAGCUUUUCUCGACCAAUCGAUGACUAUUCUGCUGAGUCGUUCAUUAGGGCGAAAUACGAGCAUAAGAAGUAUUGUCGUCGUAUGUCAUCACCUCUCAAUGAAAACAAAAGAAGCACGUCUCCCGAAAAGGCCAUACCCAAAAGAACAAAGGAAGAAAAAUCUGCCAAAUCUCUUUCCGUUCCUGCUUCAGCACCACGAAAGGUUGCUUCUGCGCCUAUUCUGGCGGACAGCAAAGGAAAUCCUGUUGUAGCAGGAUCGAGCCCUCGAUUACGUCCACGUACUAGUCACCCUCCGGUCACUUCCCCUCAAGCUCACCCUCCCACUCGUUCUACUUUUUCAUCUCAGAAACCGUCGAUCGAUUUACUCUCGAUCGACGACACACCAUUAGCAAUGCCGUCUGCUAGCAGCUCAUUGCAGCCCGACACGAUGACAUUCCAACAGAGCAUUGCUAAGAAAGACAGCAUAAUGUCGCUCUACAGCGUGCAGCAUCAACAGCAGCAAUAUCCGGGCUUUGUCGGAUACCAGCAGCAGACUGGAACGUCGCCAGGCAUGCCGUCGACCGGAAUGCCGAGCCCGUAUCCGAGCAUGUACCAGCAACAGGUGCAGUAUCAACAACAGCUUCAGUUUCAGCAGCAGAUGCAUGUUCAGCAAGUACAGGAGCAGAUGACCAAGCUGAAGAUCCAGCAACAGCAUCAGCUGCAGGUCGAGCAGGGCUCCCUGUUGAGCGACUGGUCUAGUCCUCGUCCGGCGAUGGCCGGCCAAACUAUGAAUAAUCAACUGUGGCAAUAGUAGCGUUUUGUUCUUGGCAUAGAAGCGUGUGGUUUGCGAGUGUACAGUUGCGAUCGUCCUGUUUGCAGUUUGUAUUGGUAUACAGAGGAAUUGGUGUUUUGUGUGAUUUUCUAUCUAUUAAUUAAACUGUGGAAAUGAUGGUACUGUA
This is a messenger RNA of Corticium candelabrum, 1258 nucleotides long. Its product is annotated as stromal membrane-associated protein 1-like. The record is from RefSeq and is a predicted model, not a curated record. Gene Ontology annotation, cellular component: cytoplasm. The transcript has 6 exons. Gene Ontology annotation, molecular function: GTPase activator activity; metal ion binding. The coding region runs from base 19 to 1110 and encodes 363 amino acids. Lineage: Eukaryota; Metazoa; Porifera; Homoscleromorpha; Homosclerophorida; Plakinidae.